Recurvomyces mirabilis is the source of this 477-nucleotide messenger RNA. RefSeq lists its product as uncharacterized. Lineage: Eukaryota; Fungi; Ascomycota; Dothideomycetes; Mycosphaerellales; Teratosphaeriaceae. The transcript is spliced from 2 exons. The record is from RefSeq and is a predicted model, not a curated record. Bases 1 to 477 code for a protein of 158 amino acids.
AUGCAGUUUCCUUACACCAUGUUCUCCGCGACAAUGCGUCGAGCAAUCGCCAUACGCACCCUUCGGCUCGCCAGACCACAAACACCAUCUCGAGCCAUCAAGACCCUCACGCGACCAUCUCAGACCGUCCCAUCACAAGCAAGAUAUGCUUCGCAUGUAUCACCAAACCUGGUACGAUGGCUGUCCGCCAAGUCAACGGCAGAUGAGAGGAUAGAAGAGAUCACGGAGCUGUAUGCAACAGCACAGGAUGAAUUCGAGAUAGCAAUGGAGGAGACGGAGAAGCAGACAGUCUAUGCCGAAGAGGACCGCAAAGCCGCACGAGAGGAGUUGGACAAGGUGAAGGAAGCUUAUAGGCUGGUUGUUGAGGGACCAGAUGCCGACUUGGCCGAGGAGGUGAAAAGGAGAAUCGGGCAGAGGGUUAGGGAGCUCGAGCAUGGUGUCAAGGCUAUGGAGCAAUUGGCCAUUGAGCAGGACUAG